CGGCGGGUCACGGGUCAUGGGGCUUUUAAUAGGAUCCAAGGCGUCCAACCCAUUUGCUCCAUUGAAGCGCAGUUGCCGUUCUCCAUUGAAUCUAGUUCCUGUAUCCCCCAUUGAAGCAGCUUUUGAGGAUUCAACUAUGAAAUCAGAGCUCUUUUCCCUGGUCCCAGGGCUGCCGCUCCUCCUGCCUUUCCUUAGGGACGGGCCUGGAUGUAGGUUUUUGUUAGGACGGAAUUAUAGUUAUGGACCUUUUCUCCCUGGGCCGAGGGCGGCUGCCCCUCCUGCUCUGGCUCAGGGACGAGCCUGGUAUAGUGUAGAUGAUGACAAUUCUAAAAGAAAUGAUGAAGUGUUGGAAGAUAGAGAUCCAAGCUACGAAGCGAUGCUCAAUAAAAUGGUUGGAAAAAUCAGUUCUAAGCCUGGUGGAAAGCUUGAAAUGGGCGAGGCUAAUGUGGUACAGAAGCCUAAAAGGCCCUUGCCAAAAGUUAGAAAUACGACUCCUGAGACUGGACGGUAUGAGGAAAGGCCUGUCGCUGCAGGGACAUUAAAUGUAGCUCAGUUUCGCCAUAUAAUGCGUCUUCAUCAAGGCAAGGCUGAUGAGCAUGAUGGGCCUCUAGGUCUAAAAGAGGUUGCUGAGAGAUUUCAGGUGGAUGCUGUACAGCUUGAAAAGAUAUUACAGUAUGUAUCCCUGCCACCUGAGGAUAAUACUAACAGGAAAAAACAUGAGCUUGAAGACUGAUUUCCCUUUCCUAGCUAGUGGUAAUAGUAGUUCAGAAUGACUGAUUGCUUUUUGAUACAAUCAGUUCAAAAGUGUAUUUGCGAAAUAUAUAUCCAUAUGAAUGAUGAAUCAGAAUAGUGAUGAUAAAUUGACUUAAUAGCACAAGGUACUGAACUUCGGUGAGAG
This is a messenger RNA of Chenopodium quinoa (quinoa), 898 nucleotides long. RefSeq lists its product as uncharacterized. Lineage: Eukaryota; Viridiplantae; Streptophyta; Magnoliopsida; Caryophyllales; Amaranthaceae. The record is from RefSeq and is a predicted model, not a curated record. The transcript is spliced from 3 exons. Bases 17 to 733 code for a protein of 238 amino acids.